Argiope bruennichi is the source of this 1649-nucleotide messenger RNA. RefSeq lists its product as uncharacterized. The transcript is spliced from 2 exons. The coding region runs from base 37 to 948 and encodes 303 amino acids. The record is from RefSeq and is a predicted model, not a curated record. Lineage: Eukaryota; Metazoa; Arthropoda; Arachnida; Araneae; Araneidae.
AUAGGUUGUUAGGUGGAUUUAAAUAAAUUCAGUAUCAUGAGAAUAAAGAUUCAAUUUAUAGUGGUGUCAGGUAUAAUCCUCUACAUAUUUUCAACUUUCUUGGAAACUAAUGCUCAGUAUGCCCCUGGAGGUGGCAACUGGGGAGGUUAUUGGGCAAAUAGAUAUGGGCCUGGAGGCGGAGCUGGAGCUGGAGGUGGAGCUGGUGGUGGCGUUGGGGGCCAAGCUGGAGUAGGUUUUGGCUUUGGAGUUGGUGGAAAUGUGGGCGCAGGUGGAGGUGCAGGAGGUGGAGCUGGAACAGGAGCAGGAACAGGAGGUGGUGCUGGAGCAGGAGCUGGAGGAAGAGCUGGAGCAGGAGUAGGAGCCAAUGCAGGAAUCAAUUUUGGAGUAAAUGCAGGUUUGGGAGGAGGAGUAGGUGGUAAUGCAGGUGGAGGUGCGAAUGGAAGAGGUGGAGCUGGAGGAGGAGCAGGUGCAGGUGCAGGAGCAGGUGCUGGUGCAGGAGUGAACGCUGGAGUCGGAUUUGGAUUCGGUGGUAAUGCAGGUGUGGGUGGAGGCGCUGGUGGGGGUGCAGGUGGUGGAAAUGGAGCUGGAGCAGGGACUGGGGCAGGAGCAGGGGCAGAUGCAGGUGCAGGAGCAAGAGUAAACGCUGGAGUUGGGUUUGGAUUCGGCGGUAAUGCUGGUGUGGGUGGAGGUGCAGGUGGUGGUGCAGGUGGCGGAGCCGAUGGUGGUGCUGGCGGUAAUGCUGGAGUUGGAGCAGAUGCAGGUAUUGAUUUUGGUUUUAAUGCUGGUGUGGGUGGUGGAGUUGGUGGUGAUGUUGGUGGUGGAGCUGGUGGCGGUGGAGGUGAAAUUCCAGAACCUGAAACACCACCUGAAGAACCUCAAGAACCUACGGUAGAGGAGACUGAAACGGAAGGCGAUUAUCCCCAACCUGAAGCAGAACUGGAUCCAUAAAAAAUGAACUAUAAGAAACUGUCUGAAAUUUUCUAGAGCAUUAAUUUACGCGUGCAGCUAUUCGUAACAGUGAUUCAUCAAACUUUAAUAAACUGAUUUGAGAUAGAAAAAUUUUUCAAUAUUAUUAUCCCUGAUGAAAAAAUCUGUUCCUAAUAGUUUCAAUUCAAAGCCAACCAAUUCGUCUUUGACAUUAACUGAAACUGUUAACUAUGUUAAACUGUUUCAAACUCAUAACUUAUUUACAUCUAGACAUACUGCUGCAGCUACAUAUUUAUAAGAAAAUCACAAAUUGAAAUUCUGAAAAAUAUUUGUGAUAAUAUGAAAAUAAGUCUAAAAAUUACUAUUGCAUUAUCUUUUGGACAUAAUGAACAUCUUUUGAUAAAAAUGAACAUAAAAUUUUGUUUAAUUAAAGUAAAAUGUGCGAAAUGUCAUCUUUCCAUAUGUAUUACCGACAAUUGUAUUAUACUAUAUUACAGUAUCAUGAGUAAAGAUCUGAAAGAAUUUCUCCUAUAUGUUUGCAUUAUUGUGAAAAAAAAAAGAAUUGAAAAUUAUUGAGGUAUUGAUUCUUAAUGCAAAGUGUCAAUAUAAAACUUUGUUCAAUUAAAGUAAGAAGUGUAAGAUCUUAGAGUGUGCAUUAACAAGUAUUUUAUUAUACUGUAUUUCGGUUUUAAUGAGCAUGUAAUCUUGUUUAUUAUUUUCCA